GACCCCGACCUUGACAAAGUCAAGGAGGGUUCACUCGUGCGUGUUGAGAAAGUGCUGGAGGUUCCGCCAGACCAGCUCAAUGCACUGCUUGGAAACCAACAGGUGUCAUUGUUCCUGGCGUCGCCUUCAGCUUCGCAGAGAGAGGACGAGGGCGAGACUGAAGCCGAGUUCUCACCUACUUCGCCGCCACUGGCGGAGGAAGAAGAGGCUGCUUCUGAGCAAGCCGUUGCAGAGGAAGAUGGCAGUGAAGUGCUGGCAGCGGCUGCCAAGGUACCGGAUGCUGCAGCACCAGAUGAGGUGCCACAG
Symbiodinium pilosum is the source of this 306-nucleotide messenger RNA. NCBI's taxonomy places the organism in Eukaryota, Dinophyceae, Suessiales, Symbiodiniaceae. The record is from the annotation of a GenBank genome assembly.